Molecule: messenger RNA, 5599 nt
Organism: Macrosteles quadrilineatus (aster leafhopper)
Lineage: Eukaryota; Metazoa; Arthropoda; Insecta; Hemiptera; Cicadellidae
Product: zinc finger protein basonuclin-2-like
Exons: 6
Coding region: 115-3852 (1245 amino acids)
Biological process (GO): regulation of DNA-templated transcription
Cellular component (GO): nucleus
Source: RefSeq, a predicted model, not a curated record
ACAGCGCGGUCGUGCGACAGCUGACAGAGUUUGCCGCGAACUUUGCUAAACUUUUGCCGCCGUUUUUGUGACUUGUGACAUAGUGUUGUGAUUGUGCCCGUAGACCGACUGUGGAUGAACAGAGAUAGCGAAGACCGUUGGAUGGUGGCGAAAGACCGGAAUGAGUUUUAUGGGAUGGGAAUGGGAGAGGGGCGCGUCAGUCCACCAGUGAGCGGGGACACUCCAUUGCGUCUGCGCGGGCUCGACCAAUCACAGACGUCCGUCAUGGAGGUGUGGGCGUCAGUGGCUUCUUGGUUCUUCAGGCCUGAAGCCAACUCAACCCCAACCAGUGGCGCGGCCUCCAACCCUGCCAGGCCGGCCGAACCUCACCUCGCACUCGCCCCUACCAUCUGCACGGCUAUCCGGUGUACAGUCCCUGGAUGUACCUGCGAGUGCUUCACCCCCGGCAAGCUGCAUAUUCGCUACUGCGAGUCUUGCUCUCACGGCUGGGUACCUCAUGCUCUAGACAAGCUCGGGUUCCGUCACGUGUUCGGCCAGAGUCCUGUGGAGCCUGUACAGCCGAACGUCGCCUUUGACAUCGCCUCCCUCGUCCUCUACGGGUGCCAAGCGCUCCCCAUCAGACUCAAGAUCCUCCUGGACAGACUCUUCAGCGUCCUGCAGCGCGAGGAGGUCCUGCAAGUGCUCCGGGGCUUCGGCUGGAGCCAUGAGGACUACGCCCGAGGCUACAUACUACAGGAGCCUCACGGCGCUGUCCUAGACCGCUGGAACAUCUGCAGUCCUGAGGAGGAACCUCUAGUUCUGCAACAGUUCCUCAGGUUCGGCGAGACAAGGGCGAUCACCCAGCAGCUGCUACUCCACAGCUCUGGACUGCCCAGGAUAGAGUCAGACAUCAAGAAGUUCAUAGAGCGAGCAGCAGGAAGACCUUUCCCAACGAAGGAGGACGACAGGAACUCCAGGAUAUCCAUCAAACCUAUCCAGCAACUCCAGCAGCCUCCUAGGAGAGGGUUGUCUCCGCCUGGACAGAAUCAUCCGAUGGGUCACCAGAUAGGUGCUAGACCACCACCGCCACCGGUUUCGCCACAGAAGCCUAUGAACUUUCUGAAGCUUCCGCCUACUGGGUUGACUUGUACACCGGCGACCACUAGUAAUGGACCUGUGACGUCAUCUCCCCCCAGCAGUAUCAGCAGCAGUCCUCUCAGUGUGUCCCCGCUCAAUAGACUCCAGAGUAUGCAGCCCUUUGAUUUCCGGAAGAUCGCUUCAGGUGCGUCGUCCAUGCCCAUGAAGAACAGUCCUGAAAGAAGAAGAGCUUCGGAGAAUUCAGAGCCUAGUCCUCCUGGGUUGAUGAAUCUUUGUGUGACGAGUCCUAACCCUGUUUGUCCUCCCCCUCCACCACCUCCCAUCCCGGCCACGAGCACUGCCAUGUCUAUAUACCAGCCCCAUCGGUCUCCAUCCAUCGAUCGCCCGGGAAGCAGUGAGUUUGGAUCGGACGAUGAUGACGACGAUGAAGAAAACUCUCACUCCGCUCUUAACUUAAGCCGAGACGCUGCCCCCAGGAUGCCCAGGCCACACAGACCUCAGCAUAUGAGAAAGACCGCCACGCCCAUGAAACGACAGUGGGGCUCUACGCCUCUACCUUUGAAUUUGGGGACUCAACUAAUAAACCCUGCCACAGGGAAGAAGAGAGUACAGUGCAAUGUAUGUCUGAAAACCUUCUGUGACAAAGGUGCCCUGAAAAUCCACUUUUCAGCUGUACAUCUACGAGAAAUGCACAAAUGCACUGUGGAGGGCUGCAACAUGAUGUUCAGCUCCAGAAGGUCAAGGAAUAGGCAUAGUGCGAACCCCAAUCCGAAACUGCAUUCGCCGCAUUUGAGAAGGAAGAUCUCUCCUCACGACGGUAGAAGCGCUCAAUCACAUCCUAUCCUCAUACCUCCCAUUCCACCAGGAGCUUUAAACCCCCUUACCUUCGGAACAUUUCCCCUGCUUCCCCCGACUCCGGACAUGAGGCAUCAGCAAGCUGUUCUCGACUUGAAACAGAGUUUAGACCUGAGUCUUCACAGGCAAGAGGAACAGAGAAGGUACGAGAACUCCUCUUCUGACCAUAUGGACGACUACAUGAUGGACGAUGACGAUGAAGAAGGCAUUGUGGUCGUGGGAAACGGUGACGAUGAUGACGACGGAGACUCUGAAACGCAAAACGGAGACAAACAUUAUGAAGAAAAAUCAAAAAGGUUCAAGCUAUCUGAGUCAGACAUGGACAUGGACGAAGACGUUAGCAACAUGGACAGCAACGAAGAUUCUUUAAGUGUAGUCGAUUCACAAAGUGUCAAAGAGGAAAACACAGAAACCCCAGGUGAAAAUACUGCAACGCAUGCAAAAGCUGUAAGAAAAAGAAAGAACCAAAAUCCUACUAAAUGUGCUGUAGCUUCUAGAAUCGCUGAUGAAGAUGGUAUGACUGACGAGGAAUACUCAAACGAUGUUUUUCAGGCAGGAAAAAAGGAAGACAUUAACAGGUUGCAGCAAGGCGGUGAUGAAAAAAACUUCGAAAGUAGUGAUCAGCCACAAGACUUAUCAGAAAAGGAACCCACAGAAGAUAAACCAAUAACAGUUGCUGAAAGGAAGAGUCCUGCUCAAUCUGAAGCCCACAACGCAGAAAAAGAGGUAGAAGAAGAGCCUUCAAAAAACGAUUUAUUAAAAAAUUCUGAAAACAACGACCGCAGUCGGAGAAAUAGUCCAGACAACAUAAGAGGUGAUAAUGAACUGAAUGGCAACGAAAAUAACAACAUCCCUAUUCAAGAUUUAAAGCACGAUAAGUCGGAAGAGCUUUCUAAAUCCCCAAAUUUAAGAAAACCAGAAGAUCAACUCGAUUCUUCAAAUGCUCUACGUCAGCUUGAAAACCUCUCACAGGGAAACUUUGGGGAAAUCAACACAACUAGACAGCACGAUUCGUUCCCUUUGAAUUUCAUGAUGAAUCAGGACCCUCCAAGUCCAGCAAGAUCACACUCGUCCUCCGGAAGUUCUGGGGACUGCGCUUCAGAAGACAACGGAGACGGAGUCUACGGCCACUUCCAAGACGGGACUUUCAUCAGUACCAUGGACGUUCCCAUAGACAAGGACAACCCCCGUAUGUGCACAGCUUGCGGUAAAAUGUUCCAGAACCAUUUCGGAGUCAAAACGCACUACCAGAACGUCCAUUUAAAACUGAUGCACAAAUGCACCGUGGAAGGAUGCAACGCAGCUUUCCCUUCGAAAAGAAGUAGAGAUAGACACAGUGCGAAUCUCAACCUUCACAGAAAACUGCUAUCCACAUCUUUAACUGAUAAAGGGUCUUUGUUCCUAGAAAACUCACCGUUCUCUUCUCUCGCCGCUAAUACAGCGCUUCACAACGAAUUCCUCUCUCGUUUCUAUGGGGAUCCGCAGUCGAUGCCUCUCCCACCACAUCUUCCUCCCCCGGGAAUGAUGAAUGGGGAUCGACUUCCUACACAUCCUCCUAUGUUCCUACCUCCCUUAGGAGGUCUCCCCGGGUUUCCCGGGAUGAACAACUUCUCCCACCUCUCACAACCUCUUCACAACGUCAACGGCCACUCCUCCGGGUCAGCGUCACCAGCCUCCCCGGCGUCUUCUCCGACAUCACACAACGACGACGAGCUUCCUCCGCCGGACAGAGACGGCCUCCUCCCCUGCCGCUUCUGCCACCAACCCCUGUCCGACGCCACCGCUCUCUAUGAGCACUACGAGCAACUUCACGCGUCGGAGAUGUUCCGGUGUUCCCACUCCGGGUGUUCCAGGAUGUUCACUUCCAGGAGGAAGAGGGAUUCCCACUCAGAGACGGACCAUCAGGCUGCCUCGUCGUGACCUCCCCCUCUACAUCACCCCCCACCCCUCUGGUGGUAGUGCCAAUCCUUCGCUAUAGUGACGUGGUGGUCGAUGAAGACCGAUAAUUCUGUGAAUGGUGUUGGAAAUUUUCUAUUUAAUCAGUACGCUUCAUAGAAAUGCAAUCGAUUAAUAAAUUAACUAGCUAAUUAAAUCCAGUUACAUUCAUAAAAUUAGAGUGCUAUCGUAUUUUUUGAAGGACCCAGUAUACUGUAUGAUAAUUAUUUUCUAAAUUUAUACAGAACUGUAAUAACAAAAGUAAAAAAAUAUUCUGCAGAUGAAAGUGUUAAACGUUUGAAGAUGCAAUAGAGUCUAUCGACCAUCCCGUCCUGUUCGCCUCAGUUCCUUCGUGUAUUUAUUGUUAGUCUACGUAUCAUAAUCAAAAUCGUUAUUAGAUAGUCGCUUCUCAGUGAUCGUAUUGUCACCAAAUUUUGUAAUAAUUGUAAAAUACUCGCGUGUAUAAAACUGACGAGUUCCCUUUUGUAUCGCUAGUGCAAUAAUUCGAGCGUCAGACUCGAGUCCAUUGCGUAGUGAGUGUUUUGGACGAUGUAGCAUAUGUGUUUGUAUACGAAUAGUGUAGUUGGAUUGUACUUAAACCACCGUGACACCCAGUGCGAUUCACUGAGUAUUCGAUAUGAAUUCGAUUAAUCGAAUGAGUACCCGGUGUAGCCGAUUACUCAGUGAAUCGCACACUCCUUCCUUACAUCGGUUCUACUGUGAUUAAAUUGUGUAUAUUUACCGUUUACUAUUAGUUGUAUGUUUUUACUUCGAUAAGGUAUUCGUAAUGGAGAUUCUCCUCAACUCCAUGAGAAGGCCGCUGAAUGUAGUUUGUAUAGCUUUGGACCUGUUUCGGCUGUCUUCUCAUGGACAAACGGUUUUCAUCUGUAACUAUUGUAUGAUUGUGAUUUUUAUCUGAACAAGUUAAUUAGUAAAUAUUGCUGUAAAUGUUGACUUUCUAUGUGUAUAUGAUAUUAUUUAACUACAGCCACUGUAUGAAAAAAGCUAAUUAAUUAUACGUUGGCUGUUUAACUUUACUGUUCAUUCAGGGCUUUAACUUCAGCUUUCUUGUAACAUUUUACUCAACUGUUUUUGUUUGUUUGUUUUUUUGGUCCAUUUGAAAUGGGCAUUCGAAUACUUAAAAAAUGUUUUUUUUGUAAAUUGGAUAAUUUAUUGAAGGAAAAGUUUCUUAAACAUAUUAAAUUAUGCCUACAUAUUGUGUUUUGAUCUAAAAUAUUGCUUUAUACAUUUUCGGUAAAAACUAUUUCAAAUUUGAUAUUGUAUAUAAGGUAUUAAACAUAAAUCUAUGUACAAUAAAUGUUUGUUGAAUUUGGUACAAGUUAAUUUUUAUGAUGUUGGCAACACUUGAUUGAAAUCUUCAUUGCUUUAUCCUAAAUGUAAAUUAUAGUUUACAACUCCUGUGAGUAGCUUGACAUAAAACUAUUUUUACCAAUUUUACUUUUUAAAUUGACGACUCUAAAAAUGUAUUACUAGUCUAUACAAAAACUUAUUGUAACUUAAUAACGAUUUCAUGCAUUGUAAAAAAGAAAGAGUGAGAGAGUGAAUGGUGUAUUUUGUUUCUAUGAUCUCCAAUGUGUAAUUGUAAUCAAAAACGACCCAUUGUCGUGCGUACCUCGAUAUGUAUAAAGAAUCGUGUACUUUUGUUAUAUAUAAGCGUACUGUAUGUAUUAUAGUCAGUGUAGGUGGCGAUCCCACCAAUAAAUAAAAAUGA